Messenger RNA from Chenopodium quinoa (quinoa), 1896 nucleotides. Its product is annotated as E2F transcription factor-like E2FE. Gene Ontology annotation, biological process: regulation of transcription by RNA polymerase II. The transcript has 11 exons. Gene Ontology annotation, cellular component: RNA polymerase II transcription regulator complex. Gene Ontology annotation, molecular function: DNA-binding transcription factor activity, RNA polymerase II-specific; RNA polymerase II cis-regulatory region sequence-specific DNA binding. The coding region runs from base 285 to 1421 and encodes 378 amino acids. The record is from RefSeq and is a predicted model, not a curated record. NCBI's taxonomy places the organism in Eukaryota, Viridiplantae, Streptophyta, Magnoliopsida, Caryophyllales, Amaranthaceae.
UUUCAAAAUCACCACCCUAAAUAAAUUUAACCCAAAAUCACUGUUUUUCUAAUCACCUCCUUUUUUUCUUCUUUCUUGUUUCUUCCCCAAAUUUCCUACUUUCCUCUUCGCCCCCGCCAAUCCCUAAUUUCAACGGUCCUUUGAAUCUUCACUUUAUUUCUCAUCUCUUUUUCUGGGUUGCUCUAUUUUUUCUUCAAUUUUUCUGGGUUGCUCUUUGAUUUUUCUGGGUUUGUUUUGUUUUGUUUCGGUGAAGUGAGGAGAGAGAAAGUUUCGAAGUGUCUUGAAUGGCGACCUCACCACCUUCAUCUGCUCCAGAAGGUUCUGGAUCUAGGCACCAUACUUACAGUAGGAAGCAGAAAUCUUUGGGACUUUUGUGUUCCAAUUUUUUGAGCUUGUACAAUCGAGAUGGGGUUGAAUCUAUUGGAUUGGAUGAUGCUGCCAAUAAAUUAGGAGUUGAGAGACGGCGGAUCUAUGAUAUUGUCAAUGUUUUGGAAAGUGUUGGGGUGUUAGCAAGGAAGGCAAAAAAUCAGUAUACAUGGAAGGGCUUUAAAGGAAUUCCCAAAGCUCUUGCCGCGCUUAAGGAAGAAGGUUUGAGGGACAAUUUUGGCUCUAGUGGUAGUGGCAAAAUGAAGUUUCAUGUUUUUGACGAUGACGAGGAUACUAAUUCUAAUCCUGAUACUAUAAGUCAGCCAGAAGCACCAAGCAACAAUGCUAAUUCAAAGCCUGACAAUAGAAGGGAGAAGUCAUUGGGGCUUUUGACACAGAACUUUGUCAAGCUGUUCAUAUGCUCUAAUGUUGAUCUUAUCUCGUUGGAUGAAGCUGCAAAGAUCUUGCUUGGUGAUGGUCACAACAGUACAGUAAUGCGAAAUAAUGCAGCCAAAGUCAGACGGUUGUAUGACAUUGCCAACGUGUUGUCCUCCAUGCAACUUAUUGAAAAGACUCAUCAAACAGAGACCCGAAAGCCAGCCUUCAGGUGGUUGGGCUUAAAUGAAAGGAGGGAAAAUACUAUAUGUGGUGUGCCUAUGUCGACUGAGACUAAAAAAAGGGCAUUUGGAACUGACGUUACAAACAUUAGUUUCAAAAGGAGCAAGGUUGAUUUUUCAGCUAAUGAGGAAGGAAAGCAGCUAAAGCUGCAGGUGAAAACAGAAAAGGUUGAAAGUGAGUUUCACACAAACCCUGCUGAGCAGAAUGCAAGACCAAGAAGCUACCAAUAUGGUCCAUUUGCUCCGGUUACCGUGGCUAAAGCAGGUGUUGCUGAUCAGAAAGACACUAAGCGUGUCCACGACUUGGAAAGUCUUGCCUCUGUUUAUCGCCCUCAGUAUCACAAUCAAGCUUUGAGAGAUCUGUUUGACCAUUAUACGGAAGCAUGGAGAUCUUGGUACUCAGAAGUAGCUGGGAAGUCACUCGAGCAGGUUUCCUGAUACAUUUAACCAACACCAAACAACGGCCAUUCUUAGAGCUUGAAUUACAACAGUGGGAGUUUGCUUGUUAUCCACACAUUCGGAAGUCCAACACAAUAUAACAGAUGGCUCAGACGCAUUUUCUCAAUGCACCAAAUCAACAUGCCUAAUUUAGGGAGAGCAUGCACAUCCUUUGUUUCUUCACGGGACAAACAAAGGGUGAAGCUAAAAGUUCUAAGGAUUGGGAAGAAACUCAACAUUGUAAAUGGAUUUGUUGCAAAUUCCCAUGAGGUUAUUUGAGUGGAUUAAUGAUAUGCACCUUCAUGAGCCAUCCAAUGCGUCUUUGCUAACUAGGAAUUGCUCUUUCAGCAUCAAAGAAUAGCGCUAUUUGCAGUAUGCUGGAAAAUGUCGUAGAGUGUGGAGAAUUUUUCUUAGUACAAUUGUGUAGAACUAUAUAACUCAUUGCAAAGAAAUUUGACAAGAUAGUUGCAAUGGA